Molecule: messenger RNA, 2544 nt
Organism: Pollicipes pollicipes
Lineage: Eukaryota; Metazoa; Arthropoda; Thecostraca; Pollicipedomorpha; Pollicipedidae
Product: elongation factor G, mitochondrial-like
Biological process (GO): mitochondrial translational elongation
Cellular component (GO): mitochondrion
Molecular function (GO): GTPase activity; translation elongation factor activity; GTP binding
Source: RefSeq, a predicted model, not a curated record
UUGCACCGCACCAGUGGUGUGCGGUGGGCAUCACAUGCAUCUGCACCCAACAACAUAGCGCUGGAGCGGAUACGCAACAUCGGCAUAUCUGCGCACAUCGACUCUGGCAAGACGACCCUCUCAGAGCGCAUCCUGUUCUACACCGGCCGCAUCAGCGAAAUGCACGAGGUGCGCGGCAAGGACAACGUGGGCGCCGUGAUGGACUCGAUGGAGCUUGAGCGGCAGCGUGGCAUCACCAUCCAGUCGGCGGCCACCUACACCAUGUGGAAGGACCACAACAUCAACAUCAUCGACACGCCAGGUCACGUCGACUUCACGGUGGAGGUGGAGCGGGCUCUACGCGUGCUGGACGGCGCCGUGCUGGUGCUGUGCGCCGUCGGCGGCGUCCAGAGUCAGACGCUCACCGUCAACCGCCAGAUGAAGCGCUACAGCGUGCCCUGUCUGGCGUUCAUCAACAAGCUGGACCGGGCCGGCGCCAACCCGCACCGCGUGCUCGCGCAGAUGAGGACGAAGAUGAAUCAUAACGCGGCCUUUGUGCAACUGCCCAUCGGCCUGGAAGGAAACACUCAAGGGCUGGUGGACCUCGUCCAACAGAGAGCCAUCUAUUUCGACGGCCCAUUCGGCGAGAUCGUGCGGUACGACGAGGUGCCGGCCGACAUGAGGGCUGAGGCGGAGGACGCGCGGGCAGAACUCAUCGAGCACGUGGCCGACGCAGACGACGAGCUGGGCAUGCUGUUCCUGGAGGAGCAGACGCCGUCGGAGCAGCAGCUGGCGGCGGCCGUGCGCCGCGCCACGCUCGCCCGCCAGUUCACGCCCGUCAUGAUGGGUACGGCGCUCAAGAACCGCGGCGUGCAGCCGCUGCUGGACGGCGUGCUCGCGUACCUGCCCAACCCGGCCCAGGUGGAGAACUUUGCGCUCGACGAGACCGUCCUCACGCCGGAGGGUAAGCCGAAGCAGGUCCGGAUGAGCCCGCUGCGCGACAGCUCGCACCCGUUCGUCUCGCUGGCGUUCAAGCUGGAGGCGGGCAGGUUCGGCCAGCUGACGUACCUGCGCUGCUACCAGGGCCGUCUGGCCAAGGGCGAGAUCAUCUUCAACACCCGCAACGGCAAAAAGGUGCGCGUGGCCCGCCUGGUGCGGCUGCACUCUGACCAGCUGGAGGACGUGGACGAGGUGUUCGCCGGCGACAUAUUCGCCCUCUUCGGCGUCGAUUGCGCCUCCGGAGACUCCUUCGUCUCAGACGCCCGGCUGAACCUGUCCAUGGAGUCCAUCUUCGUGCCGGACCCCGUCAUAUCGAUGUCCAUCAAGCCCAAGAACAGCAAGGACGUCGAGAACUUCGGCAAAGCCGUCAACAGGUUUACCCGCGAGGAUCCCACGUACAAGAUCAUGUAUGACGACGACUCCAAGGAGACGAUUGCGGCUGGCAUGGGCGAACUGCACCUGGACAUCUACGCCCAGCGAAUGGAGCGGGAGUACAACUGUCCGGUGGUGAUGGGCCAGCCGAAGGUGGCCUUCAGGGAGACGCUGCUGGAACCGUGCUCAUUCGACUACCAGCACAAGAAGCAGUCGGGCGGCGCCGGCCAGUACGGUCGGGUCCUGGGCGUGCUGGAGCCCCUGCCAGCCUCCGAAAACACCAAGCUGGAGUUUGUGGACCAGACAAUGGGCACCAACGUGCCCAAGCAAUUCAUUCCUGCCAUCAAAAAGGGAUUCAUGAACAUGACGGAGAAAGGCGCCCUAACUGGUCACAAGAUCUCGGGCGUGCGCUUCCGACUGCUGGACGGCGCCAGCCACGCGGUCGACUCCAACGAGAUCGCCUUCAUCCUGGCCGGCCAGGGCGCCGUCAAGGAGGCGUACGCCAGCGGCCACUGGCAGGUGCUGGAGCCGAUGAUGUCUGUGGAGGUGUCGGCGCCGGCUGAGUUCCAGAGCGCGGUGAUGGGUCAGCUGAACCGGCGCGCGGGGGUCGUUCUCGGCCAGGACAGCAACGAGGGCUGGUUCACUGUCUUCGCUGAGGUGCCUCUCAACAAGAUGUUCGGUUACGCCACCGAGCUGCGCUCGGGCACGCAGGGCAAGGGCGAAUUCAGCAUGGAGUAUGCCCGGUACGUGCCGACCACGCCGGACGUGCAGGCGCGCCUGGUGGAGCUGCACGAGCAGGCGAUGGCGGCGGCGGCGGGUGUGUGGGGGUGGGAAUCGGCACGGUUCGGCGGAGAGGUGGAAAGCAGGUCGCUGAUGUCGAGGGUCCGCUCGCGCCUGUGCCGCGAGAUCGCGCUCGACGCACGCCCCCAGUUCACGCGGUUCAUGCUGGCCGGUGAGACCACCUGCGUGUGCGUGUCAGAGACGGAGGCGACUUGCGAGCCGCUGCGGCUGUACCCGACCGUGGAGCCGGGCUCGCCGGCAGCGCAGCUGCAGCAGUUCCACCGGCCACAGGGCUCCCAGCACGCGCAGCAGGCGAUGCUCGCCUUCCAGAUCCAGCACCAGUGUCGCCCGUUCUUCGUGGCCAACAUCGGAGUCCGCAAUCAGCUGACGCCGGAGGAGGGCAGCCCCGCCUAG